AUGGGCGGCGGGUCCUGGGUCGUACAGGAAGGAUUUCUUCUCUGUAAGCGAGACGAAGAUGUAUUAACGUCUAACGAGGUUACUACUAAGCCAGUUGGCAAUGUAAAUGGACUCACAGAGCUUUACGUGGUGCUCACGAUGAAUCGCAAGCUUGAGUUUUUUGAUUCCAGUGAUGUCGAGACGCGCAAUAAAGUCGAUGGAGCGUAUUUAAUUGGUUUUGGUGCAUGGGACGGUGAUAGUCUUUAUAAAGUGGACUCGUAUGGACUUGAGCUUAAAGUAGAGCGUAAUGCGAAGUCACGAAUGCAUCUAGCAGCAUUUAAUCGCGUAGAUCUUGAGAAAUGGUGUCGAGGUUUUAUGGCAGUAUUAGAUCCUCAGAGUGCAGCUGGGGAAGAGGUACGUCGCGAGCGACGGCGUGUGAAAAAGGAGGAAAAAAGAGUACAACAAGAGAGAGAAGAACAGAUUCGUAAAUGGAAGGAGAAAAAAGCUCGAAUGAUUAAAGAAGAGCAGGACCGACUGUUGGCUCGAGAGGAGGAGAUUAAUAAUAUGACACCCUUAGAACGUAUUGAUGAUAUUGGUUCGCUGGAUGACGACACGGUUCGAAUGUUGGAGAAAAGAAGACAAAGACUACAACGUCGACAAGCGCCAACUAUGGGGAGAGUCAAUAAAGCUGCUUAUCGACGACGUUUAGAGGAAGCUGCAGGAGGAAAGACGGAAAAUGUACAGCCGCUACAUACAAAAAUGGUGGAGCAAAAGGUCAAAGUUCGCGUGGAAUUGCCACCGCCUGGACAAUUUUUCGAGGUUGGUGGUGUGGUACAAACGGAUCCACUUGUACGCUUUGGGUCUUCGGAGAGCGACAUGUCGGACUGUUCUUCAAUGUCGUCGCGACUUUCGUCUGUCUCAUCAUUGACAGGAUCUCGAUAUGAACACAAUGGUGGAAAUCUACCUCCUCCACCACCCCCACCACUCUUUCGGGCCGCCAGUAGUUCACGUAUGAAUUCUCUAUUAUCUAGAUCGAAUAGCAGCGCAUCAUUGGAUUCUUUCGUUUUUGGUCACGAUGAAGAGUCAAGACCAUCUCGUGCGUCCUUUUCACAGACCAGUCAUCGCAGCUCUAAUCCAGCGAAAAAGUAUCAAAAUCGUCAGGACAAUUUGGCUGCUAUUUUGGGGGGUGAAAGACCAAAUUUUGGCUCUCGAGCAGCUCGAACGAGUGGCCGGCGGGAUUCGUUUGGAUCAAUAACGAGCGUGAUGACUAAAGCCUCAUAUGUACCUGAUCGGAAGUCAAAAGUGAUAGCUCAUGCUUUGGAUGGAGGUACUAGUCCUAAACCAGCUGGACCUACGAUGGCAAACGCGUUUGCUGCUAGUCUUGCUGCCAUUCGACGAAAUCGUGCAGAUACGGCGGAAGAAGGAGGAAUUAUUAGUAAUGUGUUGAGUCCAGUAGCAGCUAACGGCAAGGUUCGCAGUCGAAAGCGUAAUUCUCAGCUCAGUGCUGAGGGAAAAGAAAUUCUCAGGAAAGCAAUGGCUCAAGAGGAAUCGCCAAAGGCUAAACCCAAGAUUAAUGGUGGUCGCAGGGGGCUGUUUGAUGAGAGUAGUAGUGAUGAGGAUGAUCAGUCAGACACUGGAUUGUUUGGUUUGGGUGCAAGGAAGAGUAAGGCUAGAAAAGACUCGUUUCGCGCUUCUCAAAGCUUUCGAUCCAGCGACUUGAGUGUGGAACUACGCCCCCAAUUGACAGAGAAGAAAGUAUCUGCUCCAUCAGUGAGCAGUGAUUGUGUAUCAAGUGACGAGGAUUUAGAUCAUGGAUCUUUGUUUCUCAAGCAGCCAACGAUUAAAAGUAUCGCUACCACUAGUGCUGGAGCUGGUGGAGCCGGACCCAGCAUUGUGGUGCUCUUCACGAUGUCUGCGUUGCGCAAUGAAGGCAAAAAGUCAGUCGCUGUUUAUACAUUCACUUUUCAAUUUGGAAACUUGGAACACACGAUCUCCUACACGUACUCAGAGUUUGAAGAGAUUCAUGCUCGACUGGUACAAGGUCUUUCUGGAGUGACAUUGCCAAAAUUUCCAUCCAAGCACCGCUUGCGCAACAAUACGAAGCCAGAGAACAUAGAGAAACGAGCUCAGGAGUUUUGUUUGUAUCUACAGCGCUUAGUGACCAUGCCCAAUGUGCUUUUCAGCGAGCAGUUUCAGUUCGAAUACCAUAUUGAUGGUGCCUUUGCACGUGCCUUGAUGAACGGUCAAAAGCCGAGUGGAAAACCUUUUAUGGGUACUGAACUUAAUGGACGUCCUCCAAGGAGCUCUGUCAGCUCUCAGUCAAGAAUGGAGCAAUCACUGUCGCUUUCUUCGUCUCGAAUUAAAAGUCCUUCACGUCAAGCUACUAACGUGAAGGCAUCAAAUGGACUUUUUGGCUUAGCUGAAUCAAACUCUGACCCAGAGUCAGAUUCGGAUACAUCUAUCGACACUCCUCAGCAGGUGGUACGACAGCAGCGACGAGAAUCUGCAGCUUCAUCAACACAGCGGAGAAAAUCAAACUUCUCAAGCAGUAACAUCAGCUUAAAUGGUGAAAAUACUCAACGUGGUAAGAAAAAUCGAUCACGGUCACGUUUAAGCUCUCGUGCAAGUUCAGGAACAAGCUUUGCACCUUCUGCAGUCCCCCCAAUGGCAAAUAUACCAUCCGGACGUCCAAAUCCGUUUGCAGGUGGUCGUGGUGAUUUGUUGGCGGCUAUUCGACAGGGAGCUCAGUUGAAAAAGGUGGACUCGACAGACGGAAGCGUGUCCAGUGUAUCGAGUACUGCACCGCCAGCUGCAACACAGCCAGGUUCUAUCAACGAAGCCAUAACGAAUGCUAUGGCAAUGCGUCGCAUUCACGUCGAGUAUGAAGAGACCAAAUCGGACGUUGAUUCGGACUCGGACUCAGACGAUUGGGAUUAA
Molecule: messenger RNA, 2916 nt
Organism: Plasmopara halstedii
Lineage: Eukaryota; Oomycota; Peronosporomycetes; Peronosporales; Peronosporaceae
Product: px domain containing protein
Exons: 4
Coding region: 1-2916 (971 amino acids)
Molecular function (GO): phosphatidylinositol binding; actin binding
Source: RefSeq, a predicted model, not a curated record